Messenger RNA from Leptidea sinapis, 3352 nucleotides. RefSeq names its product probable metabolite transport protein CsbC. Gene Ontology annotation, molecular function: transmembrane transporter activity. Gene Ontology annotation, biological process: transmembrane transport. The transcript has 4 exons. Lineage: Eukaryota; Metazoa; Arthropoda; Insecta; Lepidoptera; Pieridae. The record is from RefSeq and is a predicted model, not a curated record. Gene Ontology annotation, cellular component: membrane. Bases 365 to 1786 code for a protein of 473 amino acids.
UGAUAAACUAAAUUAGAAACCUGAAUUUUCCGUACCUUUUGAUGGGUUGAAAGAGCUAAAAUUUUACAGUUUUAGAUGCUGGAGACACCGUAAGCCUUUGAUGUUAAUGUGAACUGCUUCCUUCACGCCUUUCAUAGAAAAAAAAAAGAUAUUUUAGUCCGUCAGUCAUUUGGUAGUGAUUUUAUAAGAAUUUUUAUUUUAUUUUUAGAGCGACAUAAAGCGGAAUUCUAGAUGACCGGAUUUAAACAUUACCACCGCUUCGGAAAAAUAUCUCAUUACUUGAAGAUAGAAGAUGCGGCGCAAGAAAAGAAAAUCAAUUUGAAUUUGUAAUAUAUAUAUUUGAAUUAUUAUCCAGGCCGGAUUAAUGUUAUGCAGUAUAUCCGAUGGAUUCAUAUUUGGCCAAAUGUCUGGAAUGAUAGAUGCGCUAAAGGGUAGCGACCAUAGCAUCAUGAUGACUGCAGAAGAUAUUUCGUUAAUGGCGGCUCUUGUUAAUAUAGCCUGCGUUGGUGGAUUCUUCGUAGUUGGCAUAGUAACAGAAAUAUUUGGAAGGCGAAAAACAAUAAUGAUCCUUACACUACCUUUAGCAUUCUGUUGGAUAGUAGUUUCUUUUGCAAGAAGCAAAACAAUUCUUAUUAUAACAAGAAUAAUUGUUGGAAUUACUUAUGGAGGAAUAUCACUACUGAGUCAUAUAACUGUCGGAGAAUACGCCCCGUAUAAUCUAAGGCAAAUCUAUUUUAAUUUUGUAGCAGGUACGGGCUCUCUUUUAGGAUCUUUUCUUGGACAUAUUCUGAGUACAUUUUUAAAUUGGAGAACAGUGGCCCUCAUAGGCUUAAUCCCAACAUUACUAUCCUGCAUUAUUCCCAUUUUUUGGGUAGAAAGCCCGCCGUGGCUUGCGUCAAAAGGCCGUUACGGUGAAUGCCAAAAAGCAUUUAAGCAACUGCAUUUUAUGGACAAAGAAUCUGAAAAAGAACUAGAAGAUCUCAUAGCUCUUGAGAAAACGAAAUGUAGUGUUAUAAAGAGUGAUUCGGCUUUCGCUCCAGUUAAAACUAUGUGGCGUGCUUGUCAACAGCUUUAUCUAUGGAAGAUUAUAUUAUUAAGUUUGAUGACAAACGUGUACAGAAUCGCCGCAGGCCGGGUUCUUUUCAACACCAUGGCAAUAACAAUAUUCAAAGAUUUUACUGGACAAUCCAAGCUAUGGUUGGUUACUCUUAUCAUCGAUGGUUUCGGAAUUUUCGGUGCCUUACUUUCGUGUUUAUUAGUAAGUGUAUUUAACAUGAGAAGUUUAUUGUUUGUUUUAGGAAGUGCAGGUAAUGUUGUUCUAAUUAUCUUGAGCAUUGUUCUAUAUUCGUGGCCUGAUAUUGAUAGCAAUUUUGCCUGGGUCAAAGCCUUAUUAUUAGCAUUAUACUUAAUUAUAGUCAAUUCAGGUCCAUACCCUGUUCUUGAGACUCUACUUUCCGAAAUCUACCCUCUAGAAGCUAAAGUCUUUUGUAUAUUCAUUGUUGGGUCAAUAUCGGGCGUUCUUCAAUUUUUAGCAAUCAAAUUUUCCCCGAUAUUGUUCAUAAGUAUCGGUUAUCAUGGAGUUUUCCUAAUUAAUGCGGCACUUAUAUUCAUAUCACUAAUCUAUUUAUGGAAGUAUUUACCGGAAACGAAAGGAAAAACCUUGCCAGAAAUUGAGUUGUUUUUCAAAAAAGGUUUUAUUGACACCAUUGAUAAACACAACUUUGAUAGGGAAUCUGAUUAUAAUAUUAUGUUGAAAGAAAAUUUGCCGCAAACUCAAACAAAAUAAAUAGUAUGUCGACAUUUAGAUACCAUGUUAACUUUGCUAUCAAUGUACAGUAGGCGCAUAAGAGCAUGGUUUCUCAUGUUUACUAUUUCGAUGUGUUUAUAAUGUAAAUUUAGAUUUACUUGAACUAUGUAAUAUGUACGAACCGGAAGACGCAGUGUUGGUAAGCCCCCCACAAGAUGUACCGACGAUCUGGUCAAAAUCGCCGAAAUAGGUUGGAUGAGGGAAAUCCGAUCGUCGUGGAAAUCUUUGGGGGAGGCCUUUGUCCAGCAGUGGUCGUUUUCCGGUUGAUGAUGAUGUAAUAUGUAAAAUAACUGUAUAAGUAUAUAAUAAGUUUAUGAUAGAAUAAUAUAAAAAAAAUUUUCAAAUUAAUUGUUAUUUGCUGUGUAAGGAUAAUGUUUUACAUGUGAAAUUCCCAGGAGAAAUAUAUGAAAGCCUAUGGUAACUUUAUUGAAUGGAGAAAUGCAAGAGGCGCCAAGAAUUUUUCAGAAUUUGUGUUUUUGGCCAACUUCCAGUACUUACCCAAAACUAAACAACCUUUCACUCUUUGUAGUACCUACUGAAUGCUAAAAUCAACAGUCCGUUCUAAUGGCGCCGUAAAAUUGGACACAUAUUCGAAAUUAAUAGCGUAUCUGAAGAGGAUCUCCGAUGGAUUUAAACCUAAAAUAUCUAAAGUGUUCUAAGUCAAAAAGAGGGGACUUUUCUGAAUAAGGCACCCGACAAAGUCUUUCUUAGCUUAAAAGUAAGUAACUAUGUCUUUUGUACAAAAAUACCCCUGCUGAUAUAAAGACCAAUUGGUUUUUCAUCCGUCAUCAAAAUGACAAGUCCUUUAAACAAGUUAUGAGAAAAAAUAAAAUCGCAACUUAUUUGAAGUUACCAGAUAUCAAGCUGUAUACAGGACAUAGUUUUCUUUCGUACUUUUGCUACCCUUUUGGCAGAUUCUGGAACAGACUUAACUGUUCUCAAGCGACAUGGAGGAUUGAAGUCGAGUGCUGCAGCAGAGGGGUAUAUAGAAGAUUCCAUUGAUAACAAGGCGAAAACAUGUGAACGCAUCGUGGAAAACAUUAAAUUGCAACCUUCAGUUAAUCCAUCCAUGCAACUGUCGCCUCACCCAUCUACAUUCAAACAACGAGAUUCACCGUCACAUUUUCCUCCAAAUGAGCCAGAUUCGGACAUUAUUUCAAACACGCAGAAUAUAAAAUCAGCAACAAUUUUCAUAAUUGCGAAAAUGUCUCAAAUGUAAAUAUAAGUUUUAAGUUGUUUUAUUAUUAGUUAUUACAUACUAUUUAAUUUAAAUUAAGUUGUUACUCUAUUCAUUUAUUAAUAUUACAAUAAAAUAUGAGGCCAUAGUGGUUCCUCGAUAUGUUCAGGAUUCCACUAAAGAAGCCCUCAGAAACAUGAUACUACUUUCACAUAUAUUAAUAACAGUCUUGCCUAACAUAAUUGUUGUAUAUGUAUUUGUAAGUAAAGAUUUUGUUUAAGUUAAUUACGUUAGUACUUAGGUUAAGAUACAUUGUAGAUAGUAAUUGAUAAUGAUAAAAAACUCAUUAAAAUAACAGACAUUUUACA